Plasmopara halstedii is the source of this 984-nucleotide messenger RNA. Its product is annotated as cmgc mapk erk7 protein kinase. The record is from RefSeq and is a predicted model, not a curated record. NCBI's taxonomy places the organism in Eukaryota, Oomycota, Peronosporomycetes, Peronosporales, Peronosporaceae. The transcript has 5 exons. Gene Ontology annotation, biological process: intracellular signal transduction; protein phosphorylation. The coding region runs from base 1 to 984 and encodes 327 amino acids. Gene Ontology annotation, cellular component: nucleus; cytoplasm. Gene Ontology annotation, molecular function: MAP kinase activity; ATP binding.
AUGGGUGAAGAAGAAGUUGAAAAGCAUAUUUUGCGCAAGUAUGAACUGCUGCAAAAGCUUGGCAAAGGCGCCUACGGCAUUGUGUGGAAAGCAAUUGAUAAAAGUAAUCGUCAGGUAGUAGCAUUAAAAAAAUGUUUUGAUGCCUUUCGUAAUGCUACCGACGCUCAACGGACUUUUCGUGAAGUCAUGUACUUGCAAGAGCUUCAUGGACAUCGUAAUAUUAUUCGAUUGCUGAAUGUUGUCAAAGCUGACAACGACCGGGAUAUUUAUCUCGUCUUCGAUUAUAUGGAGACGGACUUGCAUGCUGUUAUCCGGGCUAAUAUCUUGGAGGAAAUUCACAAGAAGUACAUAAUUUACCAAUUGCUGAAGUCACUUAAGUACAUGCACACUGCCGAGUUGUUGCACCGUGAUAUUAAGCCAAGCAACGUUCUACUGAAUUCGGACUGCCACAUUAAACUGUGCGAUUUUGGACUUUGUCGUUCUGUAGCCGAGAUAAGUGGACCCAAUCCCGUUCUUACGGAUUAUGUUGCCACACGAUGGUAUCGUGCACCUGAAAUUCUGCUGGGGUCGACCAGGUACGCCAAGUCAGUGGAUAUGUGGGCUGUUGGUUGUAUAGUGGCUGAAAUGGCCACUGGACGUCCUGCUUUUCCUGGUACAUCGACAAUGAAUCAGCUCGAGCGAAUUUUGGAUGUUACUGGAUUCCCAACUCAAGGCGAUAUCGAGAGUAUACGAUCGCCUUUUGCCAGUACCAUGUUAGAGAGUUUGCCUAAGCCGAAGCCAAAGCCCUAUGAUGAACUUUUUCCAAAGGCCUCACUAGAAGCAUUGGAUCUUAUCAAACAGUGCUUUUGGUUCGAUCCGUCUAGAAGAAUUUCGGUAAUUGAUGCAUUGAAGCACCCUUUUGUGGCUCAAUUUCACAACGAUAAAGAUGAGCCUAGUGCUCCAGCUCCUUUACAAAUUGUCGUAGAUGACAACACCAAAAGUUAG